AUGACGACCGGUAAUACCCCAGCAGAGGACCUAUAUAAUUCUGAACGAUCUAGGACACCUACCACUUUCAGAGUCGGUAACGUAACCACUAGCACGCGAUCUCAGCCUCAAGCAGGAUCUCAAGCAGAAACUUCAUCCGGUACUGCCAAUCAGACAACUUCAUCUUCUGGUCCAAGUAAGAUUAUACCUAGGGAUUUCAUGUCAGCGCCACCACAUACAGGAAGCUCGAAGACCGGAGGGUCUAACAUACUCGAGCCGGAAUUCAACGAUGGCCGUUAG
Messenger RNA from Kwoniella botswanensis, 279 nucleotides. RefSeq lists its product as uncharacterized. The transcript has 2 exons. Bases 1 to 279 code for a protein of 92 amino acids. Lineage: Eukaryota; Fungi; Basidiomycota; Tremellomycetes; Tremellales; Cryptococcaceae. The record is from RefSeq and is a predicted model, not a curated record.